Gregarina niphandrodes is the source of this 324-nucleotide messenger RNA. RefSeq lists its product as hypothetical. The record is from RefSeq and is a predicted model, not a curated record. Bases 1 to 324 code for a protein of 107 amino acids. The transcript has a single exon. NCBI's taxonomy places the organism in Eukaryota, Apicomplexa, Conoidasida, Eugregarinorida, Gregarinidae.
AUGAACGUACAAGCAAUGAGCACACAGGCCAUGAAUGCUCAGCCGGUCAUGUUACAGCCAGUGGGCCCGCUCCAGCUGCCCCUGAGCGCCGCGCAGCCGGGCCAGGGUCUGGCAGGCGCGAAGGCGAACAGUGAGGCGCAGGAGAACACGAUGGUGCAAAACCUCGACUGGUACCGGACGGCGGGUGUGACCCGACAGGUGAACAGCCUGGAUCAUGCGAACACGGUCGGCGGGACAGCCUGUGUGGUGGAGAGUGUGGAGAGUCUGGAGCAGCCGCCGCCUGUGAAUCCGACCAUUGUGCCCACGAAUCAGUUAGCUAGCUAG